GGCAGGGUGCAGUAGAGUGAGUUUACCAAAUAAAAAACAAAAACUUGUGUCGUAAAGUGAGCUGGUUGUAGAUGGCUUCCUCAGGCGGCGGCGAAGGCGUGAGGCCAACAAAGAGGCCGUUAGGGUUUAUGAAGCACGCGAUGGCAAGAAAGGACAGCUUCAUUCAGUGGUUUGCGAUGACUGGGAUUCUGCUUCUGAGCAUGAGAUCUUUGGGUCAGAAAUACCGAAUCCAUAGCCUUCAGGAGGAAAACUAUACUCUUCAGGAGGAGCACGAUUUACUCGCGGAGCGCAUCAACAACAUCCAGCGUGAUCUGCUUCAUGAAGCUUCUGAAGACUCCACUGGCGCCUUUGCUUCUCGCCUUCGUCUUCUCUUCUCCGAUCACCACUGAUCGCUCUUAGGGUAUUCUCCCAAGUUCAGCAUCUGCUUCAUGGUUUGAGUUGAAUGAUAAUGGUGGUGGUAAGGGCUAGCAAAGGUUGAUCAACAUCAUGGUGCAGAGAAUUAGAACGCAUACCAUGAGUUGUUUUGUUGAUUAUGAACCUUUCUGGGGACUUUUGAAAUUUGAUACGGGAUGGAGCUAUCUAUGUGUAAUCGGUAGUAAGGCUUACAAAUGCCUGUAAGGGUAGAGCACAACUGGGCAAUUAGGACUAUGAUGAUGAUGAUUUUUGCAAUUUAUCUCCAAAGUUGGAUGUUGGACGUUGAAUUUGGACAUCUAUUUGGAAAAUAGAAAGAGAUAGAAUACUGAAACAGACAACAUUCUCUUUUGAGUCUAAUUGUUAAAAUAAUGCAAGAAAAAAAUAAUGAUAAAUAAAUUUUUGAGAAACAGUAAAGUGAAGACAUUAACCAAUCUUAGAUCCCACCAUUUCGAGUCUAAUGUAGGGAGAAAAAAUAGACCCAUAUAAUGCAUCACCCGACACUCAUAAUGAUAAAAGGGAUGCCCGGAAGUUAUAAUGAAAAAUAUUUACUUAUAGCGACGAAACACUAGCAAGUUGCACCCUGCCUGUACUUUGAUUAGCAAUUUAUUUCGAAUAAAAUAAUUCUUUUUCAUCUAUAUUUUCUGACCCUGUCAUCUAUUAUUUUUCUUUAUCUGGAUUUUAAUUUUAAUUUUGAUCUAUAUCUUAUUU
Messenger RNA from Arachis duranensis, 1122 nucleotides. RefSeq lists its product as uncharacterized. The transcript has 2 exons. The record is from RefSeq and is a predicted model, not a curated record. NCBI's taxonomy places the organism in Eukaryota, Viridiplantae, Streptophyta, Magnoliopsida, Fabales, Fabaceae. The coding region runs from base 72 to 389 and encodes 105 amino acids.